CAUAGAUGAACAAUUAUAAAAGCAGAGUUAUUAAAAAAUCCGAGGGAAAUUGCAAUACAGGGAAGGAAAAAAGUCAGAGAAAAUGCCUGAACGUACCUACAAACAUAUUGAUAUUGCAAGAAGUCCUACCAGCAGCAUCGCUAGCGUGGAACAUUUCCUCCGAAGUGCAGGAGGGGAUUCUUCUAGGAUGUCACCAACCUGCUCUUCCCCUUCCUCUCCUAUGAGGCCUCAGGACUCGGAAGACGACCAGGGCCUCUAUCAGAAGAAAUCAGUCCUCACCAAAGUGAAACAAAAGGCUAGGAAAUUGUGUAACAGCCUCAGCAAGAAAAGAAUAGAGGACGAGAAUGUCACACCCUCUAAUGGUGCUAGGUUUGUAGAUGAAGAGGAUGUUAGGUUUGCAGAUGAAGAGGAGGAGGAGGAAGAUGUUGAAGAAGAAGAAGAAAAAGAAGAAGAUGCUGAAUACCUUGGAGCUCCUAUGUAUGAAUCAGCGCAGGCACCUGAGACAUACAAAGAAAAUGCAAGGCAACAUCCAAGGGCAAAUCCAGUAAUCUCUGAGAAGCACGUUUUGAACAACGCUAUCAAACUAGGAAUGCAGGAAGAUCAAGAAAAGACAAGUGCUGAUGUCAAUCCUAAAUUCACUUCAAUGACUCAACCUGAUACUACAACAAUAGCAGCAUCUUCAACCAACGCUUCUGCAACCUUAGCUCAGAAAAUGAUACCUGCCUAUGCUGAAGGGUCACUUGCAGCCAACAGCAUCCCGUCCCAAAAUUCAUCUGUUUCAUCAUCUCGGCUGCAACAUUCAUUUUCCUCACCUGCUUCAAAGAGUAGGAAGAAUACGAGCCAAAACGUUGCUCCAGUCAAUGAUUAUUUGAAGAACACGUCUGGAAAAGAGUAUGAUGUCCAAAUUGAGUCUCCAGAGCAAGAUUUGUCAUCUUCAUCUGCUUCAAAGAGUGGGAAUAUUACACAGAAGACUUUUUCACUCAAAGAUUCAAUGAACAGGUCUGAACAAGGGAAUGAUGCCACAAAUAUGAUUCCAUUUCAAAAAUCAUCAUCCUUCUCAGCUGCUUCAAUGAGUGGGAAAAACACAAGCCAAAAGAGUGUUUCGGCCAAAGAUUAUUCAACGCGCAAGUCAAGGCUACGGGAUGAUGAAAAAACUACGUCUCACCUUCAGGUGACAUCUGGAGAAAAUGAUCCAAGCAGAACUUCUAGUAAUGCAGGCAUGAUGGACAAGGUGAGAGGAGCUGUAAAUUCAUUUCUCGGGAAUGAGGAGCCAUCAGAAGAAUAUGGAGUCAAAAUUCCUACUACACGCACUUCAUCACAAACUCAACAAGUUGUUGAGGAUGAGAACCGUGGGAGAAUUCUACAGACAAAUUAAGUCCUCCAAGGAUGGCCUUCAUGCAACUUUGUAUAUGACAACACGCUUUCUUUUUUGCCAUGUUGUGUAUGUAUAUAAUAAUAACCAGACCCGAAAAGUCAUUUCCAAUGUUUUGUAAAAUUCAAUAUAUGGAAUAAACUGUGUACCAUUUAUCCACAGAAAUGAGUGCAAUGUGCACCGUGUAUACUUUUACUAAUUUAUAGAAGGAUUCAUCAGAAAAACAGUGUAUUGUCAUUGCAACUUUGGCUGAUUUUAUGGCUUAGUGUUUGGUGGUAUAUGAUCUCUGAAGAAUAGAAUUUUCUUUUAACGGUAAUGUAAUUGUUUUUUUAUCAGUGUCUCUGAAGAAUAGAAUAAAAAAGAAAGAAAACACUGCACAAAUUUACGAUACUGAAGUCCUUUUACUGUCGCUUUUGUUACUAAGUUAAGACAACAAGGUGCUGCCUAUAGAAUGGUAAGAACUUCUCAGUCUCAUAUUUGAGUUUUCGAGUGUGUUUUGUAUGGAAUAUUAUAAUCAUUGGAAUAAAACAAGAUAAAUUUAUUAUUUCAUAUUUGAAUUUUUUACCAGCUAUGCAUAAGUCAAAUAAACGGCCUCUUUAUGUUUCUGAAAACAUCUCAGACUUAUAAGAGUUGG
Vigna unguiculata (cowpea) is the source of this 2006-nucleotide messenger RNA. RefSeq lists its product as uncharacterized. Gene Ontology annotation, biological process: response to abscisic acid. The record is from RefSeq and is a predicted model, not a curated record. NCBI's taxonomy places the organism in Eukaryota, Viridiplantae, Streptophyta, Magnoliopsida, Fabales, Fabaceae.